Miniopterus natalensis is the source of this 1779-nucleotide messenger RNA. It is a transcript of the gene RBM42, whose product is annotated as RNA binding motif protein 42. NCBI's taxonomy places the organism in Eukaryota, Metazoa, Chordata, Mammalia, Chiroptera, Miniopteridae. Gene Ontology annotation, molecular function: mRNA binding. The record is from RefSeq and is a predicted model, not a curated record.
UCCAGCACUCUGAUUGGUCUAAAUUCUUCCUUGGGUGGGCCCUCCGGGUGCGGACAGAUUCUCAUUGGUCCCUUUCUAAAGACUGGCAUAUGAUGUCAUGCACCAGCGUCCGUCGCUUUCGCUUUAGGUCAUCUGUGGGCGCCUACACCGACGAAGCCAGAGAGCAGACAGCGGAACCAGUGGAGGCCCGACGGCAGUAGCGGCGACAGCGAAGGCAGCAGCGAUGGCUGGGGCGGGGCCGGCCCCGGGACUCCCGGGUGCAGGAGGACCUGUGGUUACGGGACCUGGCGCCGUCAUUCCGGGCAAGAGUGGGGAAGAACGCCUGAAGGAGAUGGAGGCGGAGAUGGCCCUGUUUGAGCAGGAAGUUCUGGGGGCUCCGGUAACUGGAAUCCCAGCUGCCAUGCCUGCAGUGCCUACAGUCCCCACGGUAGAAGCGAUGCAGAUCCCAACAGCUCCUGUGAUCCGCCCAAUUAUCGCGACCAACACAUACCAGCAGGUCCAACAGACUCUGGAGGCCCGGGCAGCCGCGGCAGCCACAGUGGUUUCUCCCAUGGUGGGUGGCCCUCCUUUUGUGGGCCCAGUUGGCUUUGGCCCUGGUGAUCGGAGUCACCUGGACAGUCCAGAGGCUCGAGAAGCCAUGUUUUUGCGACGAGCAGCUGUGGCCCCCCAGAGGGCCCCUAUCCUGCGUCCGGCCUUCGUCCCCCAUGUGCUUCAGAGAGCAGAUUCUGCUCUUUCUUCUGCAGCAGGUGGUCCUCGCCCUAUGGCCCUGCGGCCCCCUCACCAGGCCCUUGUGGGCCCCCCUCUGCCUGGGCCCCCUGGACCACCUAUGAUGCUACCACCGAUGGCUCGGGCCCCGGGGCCUCCCCUGGGUUCCAUGGCUGCUCUGAGGCCUCCCCUGGAAGAGCCAGCAACACCCCGAGAGCUGGGCCUAGGCUUGGGGUUGGGCCUGAAAGAGAAGGAGGAGGCAGUGGUGGCAGCAGCUGGACUGGAGGACGCUAGCGCAGCAGUAGCUGUGGGGGCAGGAGGCGCCCCAACCGGCCCUGCCGUCAUUGGGCCCAGCCUACCACUGGCUCUGGCCAUGCCUUUGCCUGAGCCUGAGCCCUUGCCCCUCCCUCUGGAAGUUGUUCGAGGCCUGCUGCCCCCACUACGCAUUCCUGAGCUCCUGUCCUUGCGUCCACGACCCCGGCCCCCACGGCCUGAGCCACCCCCUGGCCUCAUGGCUCUUGAGGUCCCGGAGCCUCUGGGUGAGGACAAGAAGAAAGGAAAGCCAGAGAAAUUGAAGCGCUGCAUUCGCACAGCGGCUGGGAGCAGCUGGGAAGACCCCAGCCUGCUGGAGUGGGAUGCAGAUGACUUCCGGAUCUUCUGUGGGGAUCUGGGCAAUGAGGUGAAUGAUGACAUCUUGGCACGCGCCUUCAGCCGCUUCCCAUCCUUCCUUAAGGCUAAGGUGAUCCGCGACAAGCGCACAGGCAAGACCAAGGGCUAUGGCUUCGUUAGCUUUAAGGACCCCAGCGACUACGUGCGAGCCAUGCGUGAAAUGAAUGGGAAGUACGUGGGCUCGCGCCCCAUCAAGCUGCGCAAGAGCAUGUGGAAAGACCGGAACCUGGAUGUGGUGCGCAAAAAGCAGAAAGAGAAGAAGAAGUUGGGCCUAAGAUAGGGUCUGUGGCUGGGCACCCGCUCCCACCUGGCCGGGCGCUGGCUCCUCCCCACAGUUCUCUUUGGAAAACCCCCCACUACCUAUCUUCCCCAAAACCAGUGUCAAUAAAUUUUUGUUCAUUUCCA